Messenger RNA from Pocillopora verrucosa, 7601 nucleotides. The record is from RefSeq and is a predicted model, not a curated record. Lineage: Eukaryota; Metazoa; Cnidaria; Anthozoa; Scleractinia; Pocilloporidae.
ACCGAAAAAAAGGCAUCCUCUUGCCUCAAACAAGCCUUGGUUGAGAUGCAUCCGUAUUUCCACCUAGCCUUCCUUUCCUUGCUGUUGCGAAUUCCUCUGGCCUUAGGAGAUUGUGUAGAUUUGGGCCUUGGAAUGGAAGAUGGAGAAAUUCCAAAUGGUAAAGUUACUGCUUCUUCUGAACAAAGCGCCAACACACCAGCCACGAAUGGUCGACUGAACUACACAUCAGGAUCAUCAUGGUGUGCAGGAACAGGUGAUACUAACCCAUAUCUACAGAUUGAUCUACAGACACUUCAUAUCAUCUGUGCUGUGUCCACUCAAGGGAAUUCCAAAGCAGAUCAGUGGGUGAAGGACUACAAACUACAAUUAUCCACAGAUGGGACAACUUGGACAGACUACAAGGAAGCUGGACAAGUUAAGGUGUUGAGGGGAAAUAAUGACAGAGACACAACUGUUAAACAUGUUAUUUAUGGAGUGUCAACAAGAUAUCUUCGAUUCCUACCACAAACUCAGCAGGGUGGGGUGUGCAUGAGAACAGAGGUGUUCGGAGUACAACAAGAACGAGUUUGUGAAAUGAAGGGCAUUGGUCUGGUUACUGGUGGUGCAAUUCCUGACAGCAGCUUCACAGCCUCAUCAUAUUAUGAUAAUAGAUAUAAACCUUCUUAUGCCCGACUGAAUGGAAAUAAUCGAGGUUGGGCACCCAAGACUACAACCAAUCCUGCUGACUUCUUACAAAUUGACCUGCUGCAUAACUAUGUCAUCUGUUCUGUAGCUACACAAGGAGCUAAAGGUAUCAAUGAGUGGACAACAAACUACAAGAUCCAGUUAUCAUUGGAUGGUACUACAUUUUUUACCUAUAAAGAAAAGAAUACUGACAAGGUUUUUCCCGGAAACUCAGAUCAAAAUAGCAUCACAAAGAACAGUCUAAAGGAAUUUUCAAGUGCAAAGUUUAUCCGUUUUCUGCCAACAGCAUAUUAUAGUUGGAAGGCCCUGAGAGUGGAAGUUUAUGGAAUAGUUCCAACCAAAGUUUGCAAAAUGGAGGCCAUUGGUCUGGCCACUGGUGGUGCAAUUCCUGACAGCAGCUUCACAGCCUCAUCAUAUUACGAUAGUAGAUAUCAACCUUCUUAUGGUCGACUGCAUGGAAAUAAUCGAGGUUGGGCACCCAAGACUACGACCAAUCCUGCUGACUUCUUACAAGUUGACCUGCUGUAUGAGUACAUUAUCUGUGCUGUAGCUACCCAAGGAGCUAAUGGUAUCAAUGAGUGGACAACAAAUUACAAGAUUCUCUUAUCGUUGGAUGGCAUCACGUUUUUCACCUAUAAAGAAAACAAUAUUGACAAGGUCUUUCCAGGAAACUCAAAUCAAAGAGACAUCAUAAAAAACAAUCUACGGGAAUUUGCGAGUGCAAAGUUUAUUCGUUUUCAGCCGACGGCCUAUUAUAGUUUCAAGGCUCUGAUGGUGGAAGUUUAUGGAAUUCUUCUAACUAAAGUUCCAUCGCAACCACCGACAGACUUCAAUUUGACUGCAAGCUCUUCUACUAGCAUUGCAGCUUCCUGGCAGUUACCACCAGUACUAGCGAGACAUGGAAGAAGCAUUACAGGGUUUAAACUGUUCUAUAAAGAAAAAAGUUCAGCAGGGCUGGAAACCACCUUGCCUAUCAACAGCGGAUCAAUGCUAAGUCAAAAUGUUCUGGGACUUGAUAAGUACACAGAAUAUGAAUUUCAAAUCUUGGCUUUUACAUCUGAUGGGGAUGGCCCAAAGACCCCUGUUAAGGUGAAGAGAACCAAAGAAGAUGUUCCUUCGGGAUCACCUGGUAACUUCACUGUGACUGCAAGCUCUUCGACUAGUGUAACAGCAUUCUGGCAGUUACCAUUAGCAGACUUCAGAAAUGGAAUCAUCAUAGGAUUUAAAUUGUUCUACAAAAGAAAAAGCUCUGGAGAACCAGCAACCAUAAUAACUAUCAACAAUGGAACAACCAGUGCUAAAGAUAUCACUGGGCUUGUUAAGUACACGGAAUAUGAACUUCAAGUAUUGGCCUUUACUUCUGUUGGUGAUGGACCAAAGAGUUCUUCAAGGAUUGAAAGAACAAAAGAAGAUGUUCCAUCGAAACCUCCAAACAAUUUUACUGUGGAUGUAAUCUCUUCUACCAGUAUUAAAGCAUCCUGGCAGUUACCACCAGAGGACUCCAGAAAUGGAGUUGUCCGAGGAUUUAAAUUGUAUUACAAAAAGAGAGGCUCCACCGGGUUACUAAAUACUUUAACUAUUGGAAAUGAGACGAUUCGGACCAAGGAUGUCAUUGGACUAGACAAGUACACACAGUAUGAAUUUCAAGUGUUGGCCUUCACUUCUGUUGGUGAUGGAGCAAUAAGUUUGGCAAAAGUCGCAAGAACGAAGGAAGAUGUUCCAUCCCAACCUCCAAGAAACUUCAGUGUGACCGUAAGCUCGUCCACGAGUGUUACAGCAUCCUGGAAGCUACCUUCUGUUGAAUCCAGGCAUGGAAUUGUCCUAGGAUUCAAAUUGUACUACAAAAAAACAGGCUCCAGCGGGUUACCAAACACUUUAACCAUUAGGAAUGAGUCGGUGGGUGCAGUAGAGUUCACUGGAUUAGACAAGUACACAGAAUAUGAAUUCCAAGUGUUGGCCUUUACUUCAGCUGGUGAUGGACCAAAGAGUUCGGCUGAAGUCGCGAGAACGAAGGAAGACGUUCCUUCGAAAGCUCCAAGUAACUUCUCAGUGACGGCGAGUAACUCUACCAGUAUUACAGCAUCUUGGCAGUUACCACCAGUAGACUCUAGAAAUGGAGUCAUCACAGGAUUUAAAUUGUUCUUCAAAAAGAGAGGCUCAGCAGGAUUACCAGCCGCUUUAACUAUGAGCAACGGACAAAUUCGUUUUAAACAUGUGACUGGGCUUGACAAAUACUCCGAAUAUGAAUUUCAAGUGUUAGCGUUCACUUCUACGGGUGAUGGACCAAGGAGUGCUGUUGCUGUCGAGAGGACAAUGGAAGAUGUUCCAUCCCAGCCUCCAAGAAACUUCAGUGUGACUGUUAGCUCGUCGACGAGUGUUACAGCAUCCUGGAAGCUACCUUCAGUUCAAUCCAGGCAUGGAAUUGUCCUAGGAUUCAAAUUGUACUACAAAAAGACAGGCUCCAGCGGGUUACCAAACACUUUAACCAUUAAGAAUGAGUCGAUUGGUACAGUAGAUGUCAUUGGAUUAGACAAGUACACAGAAUAUGAAUUCCAAGUGUUGGCCUUUACUUCAGCUGGUGAUGGACCAAAGAGUUCGGCUGAAGUCGCGAGAACGAAGGAGGACGUUCCUUCGAAAGCCCCAAGUAACUUCUCAGUGACGGCGAGCAACUCUACCAGUAUCACAGCAUCUUGGCAGUUACCACCAGCAGACUCCAGAAAUGGUGUCAUCACAGGAUUCAAAUUAUUCUUCAAAAAGAGAGGCUCAGCAGGAUUACCGGCCGCUUUAACUAUGAGCAACGGACAAAUUCGUUUUAAACAUGUGACUGGGCUUGAUAAAUACUCCGAAUAUGAAUUUCGAGUGUUAGCGUUCACUUCUACGGGUGAUGGACCAAGGAGUGCUGUUGCUGUCGAGAGGACAAUGGAAGAUGUUCCAUCCCAACCUCCAAGUGACUUCAGCGUGACUGUAAGCUCGUCCACGAGUGUUGCGGCAUCGUGGAAGCUGCCUGUUGUUGAAUCCAGACAUGGAGUCAUCAUAGGAUUUAAAUUAUCUUACAAAAAGAAAGGACCUGCAACAAUACCAGUCAUUCUGAAUUUCACGAAUGGGACAGUCAAGAGCAAAGACAUCACUGGACUCGAUAAAUACACAGAAUAUGAAUUUCAAGUCCUGGCAUAUACAUAUGUUGGGGAUGGACCCAAGAGCCAUGUCAUUGUUUUGAGAACAAAGGAAGAUGUUCCUUCGGGAUCUCCAGGUAACUUCACCAUGAACGCAAGCUCUUCGACUAGUGUAACAGCAUUCUGGCAGUUACCACCAUCAGACUCCAGAAAUGGAAUCAUCAUAGGAUUUAAAUUGUUCUACAAAAGAAAAAGCUCUGACGAACCACCAACUAUAAUAACUGUCAACAAUGGAACAAGCAGUGUUAAGGAUAUCACUGGGCUUGCUAAGUACACGGAAUACGAAUGUCAAGUGUUGGCCUUCACUUCUGUUGGUGAUGGACCAAAGAGUUCCUCAGAGAUUACGAGAACAAAAGAAGAUGUGCCCUCAAAGCCUCCAAGAAAUUUCUCAGUGACUGUGAGCUCCUCUACCAGUAUUACAGCUUCCUGGCAGUUACCACCAGUAGACUCUAGACAUGGAAUCGUCACGGGAUUUAAACUGUUGUACAAGAAGAAAGGUUCUACGGGGUCGUCAAACAUAAUUACUAUUUCUAAUGGGACGAUCCAUGCAGAGGAUAUCACUGGCCUUGAUAAGUACACAGAGUACGAGUUUCAAGUGUUGGCCUUCACUUCUGUUGGUGAUGGACCGAAGAGUUCCCCUCAUGUAGAGAGAACAAAGGAAGACGCUCCAUCUAAAGCUCCGGUUGACGUGUCUGUGACGGCAAGUUCUUCUACCAGUAUUACCGUGUUAUGGAAGCCCCCACCAGAAAACGCAAUACAUGGAAUAAUCAAAGGUUUUAAAUUGUUUUACAAAAGAAGAAGCUUUUUAGGAUCUGCAACCGCCAUAACUAUUAACAGUGGAGCAUCAUUAAGAAAAGAUUUCACUGGGCUUGACAAGUACACAGAAUAUGAAUUUCAAGUGUUGGCCUUCACUUCUGUUGGUGAUGGACCAAAAAGUCCCGUUGAGGUCGAGAGAACAAACGAAGAUGCGCCGAGUGCUCCUCUUUCGUUUGCCUAUAAGGAAGUUGCCCCGAAUAAGAUGCAUGGUCCAAGAUUAAACUUGACUUGGAGCAAGCCAGCAGAAGCUAAUGGAAUCAUUAGAAAUUACACUCUGUCCUAUGCAAACAAAGAUGGUGAAACAAAGCAAAGUGUUGGAGGAGACGCGUUCAGUUACUUGGUAGAUGUCCUGGGCGGAGUUACGUAUCAUUUCUAUAUCACAGCUGUAACUAUCAAACCGGGACAAAAUGGCUCUUUUUCUGUGAAAACCAAAGAGUACGAGCCCAGCCGUGGACCAGAAAAUGUAUUGUCUAUCGAAAUUGGGCGCACAGAAUAUCAGAUAACCUGGGAUGUUUUGCCCAGAGAGGUUGCAAAUGGGUUCAUUAAAAUAUAUCAAGUGAGACUUCUGUUGAAAGAAAGUUGCUCCUCGGUUGACGCUUCGUUUAAUUCGACAUUCAACACAACUAAAACAGAGAUUUUGUUGUCCAGUCUCUCAAUCUGCUCAAGGUAUGAAGUGUCGGUUAGAGCCUUCACUGUAGCGGGACCUGGGCCUUACAGCGAGCCUUUAGUGAUCCAGACUUUAGAUGAAGUUUGGUCUCAUAAAAAGCCUUCCCCAGCAGAAUUCUCUAGUGACGGAGGAAUCACAGCAAAAGUAACACUCCCAAAUUUUAUGGGAAAUGUAAGUUUUUUUCAAGUCAUCGUGAUUACAUAUCGCUCUGGCUACAACGGUGUCGUAAAGCCACCAGCGGAUUUUACAACACAAGAACUGAUGACUUAUGAAGAAGCUCACAAAUCUCCAGUGCCUGCAGCCUAUGUCACUUUCCAGUUUGGAGGAAAUGAUCUUAACAAUCACCAAGAAUUUACUGUAGGAGAUGGAGUCCAAUCAAACAGUAAAAUAAGGAAAAAGAGAAGUAAUGGCGAGGAGUAUUAUUACAACAAACCAUUGCACCCAAAUACGAAUUACAGAGUGUUUCUCAGAGCUUUUGUCACAGAGACGCUGUAUACCUCAAGCAGUUUCAUAGCGCUGAAAACUAAAGAUAAGCCAGUGAUCAAGGAACUACCAGAAAAGACAACCAUAAUUGUUGGUGAAAAGGCAGAGUUGACGUGUGAGGCCAGCGGAGAUCCACAACCUUCUGUUACGUGGAGUAAAGAUGGAGACACCAGUAUACCACGGGCCAACUUUAACAACGAUGGCAAGGUACUUGUUAUCCGAGACGUGAUGCAUCGUGAUAGCGGUGUCUAUGAAUGUACAGCAUCGAACAGUUUUGGAGCGAGCCAUUCAGCUACAACUUUGAUAGUGGCUGAUAAACAAAGUAACUUUCCUGUUGCUGUCAUCAUUGUGCUCUGUGUUGUUUUUGUGUUAUUGGCUGUCAUUGGCCUACUGGUAUGCAAGUGGAAGAACAGACGAGCUAGAAUCGAACUAAAUGACAAAACAAAGGAACUGAACAGAAUCAUCUGUGACGACAUGGCUCCACCCAACUCUUCGUAUGAACAACUUGCGUCUUCUCCAGGACCGUGUCUUCAACUCCACUCGAUGUUUUCCGAAGGCCAGUCGCCUGCAUUUCCUGAUCUUCAAGGUUUGAAGUUUGAAAACAGAGCAUAUGAUGGCCAAAGUGUGAGCUCUGAGAAAGAAAUUGAGGAGAGUGACAAAGAAGAAGGGGAAGAAGUUGUUAAUGACACAGGAAAUAGUGUGUGUUGAUUUGGUUCUAUUCUUCUCACUGCUCUCGACCACCUUUACAUUUACAUUUAGCUUGAAGGACGCUGCCCCGGUUUGCACCUCUGCCCUGUUAGAAGUGAAACCCUAACACUCGUUGUUCUGUUGUCUCUUUCUUUAUUCUCCUGUACCACGCACGUUAAUAGAACUGCAACUAGCUCAAAUCUCUCAAGGAAAGUGUGGUUCACCGCUUAUAUACAAUUUACACUUGACUAGCGAAUCACGCUAAGCUAUGCAGAGCGGAGUUCGCAUACUAAAUAGAUACCUUCGCGAUGUUUACGCUUUACAAAACGAUUUUCCACUCUAAAUUUCUUAGUCUUACGGUUAAGUUCGGGCAAAACAAAAAGAAGAUUGACAAUGUAAAAAUUAUAAUAAACUUACUAACAGAAUAAAAAUCAUAGUUGAGGAGAUAUCCUGAUAGAAAAUAGUCCUCGAGGACUGUUACAUAACAUCAGAAUAAACAGAAAAAAGGGCGUACCCAAUGUACCGCCCCUAAAAGAGCUACGUGCUAUUCGUAUAAAAUUCAGUGCGGAAGAUGAAAAGUACUAGUUGCUUACACCCUAAGAUAUCUCUAAGAAAAAGGGGUGUCGAACGUGCUACAUUAAAAUUUAAGGACUAUCAUCCUGACUGGGAAUUCGACAUGGAUUUAGCCUAAAAACGAGAAUAUUAAAGAGGUCAAAGUAUAAGGAAGGUUAUUUCCAGGAAAAUCCAGUUCGGGAUCAAUUUUUAUAAGGUAAAGUCAUUUUCUUAGUAAUUAAACAUCUUUUAGCAACAUAACGGAAAUAUACCGAUAUCUAGUCGCAAAUCGCAGUUUACACAAAAACAUCUGUCUCCAUGUCCCAUAAGAAGGAAAAGGUGACCAAAAUUCUACCAGUAAGAUAGGACCGACCGCCAAAAGGAAUAAGAAAUGAUCAACCGGCUUAUUAUAAUGUUUACUGAAUGGCUAUGCUAAUAUAUUAUUUCCAUUCAUUUUCUAACGUCCAUGUAAGAAACCCUUCAAGUGUUUUUAGACAAGAUAUAUUUCUAUUUUUAUCGUUUAAUAGCCCUCAACAGUA